Molecule: messenger RNA, 2341 nt
Organism: Diaporthe batatas
Lineage: Eukaryota; Fungi; Ascomycota; Sordariomycetes; Diaporthales; Diaporthaceae
Exons: 1
Coding region: 640-1188 (182 amino acids)
Source: RefSeq, a predicted model, not a curated record
AUUCGUCGAACCUAGUCAGAACAAACUCCAGUGCCAAAGUUCCGACUACGACUUUACUGCCCCUAUUGCGUCAGGCCCGAUCUGAACUGCAUGUAUAAGUAUCUGACACCCGCCCAUCUGCGACUCCCCAUCUGGAUUACGGCAAGCAAGCAACCAGCCCUAUCCAUCAUCAGCCUCGCCUCGCACCUCCCAGGAUCACUCUUGUCAGGCCCAGUACAACAUACCACGCACGCCACCAAUAUACAGGACCAAGAGAACCCACUCUUAUCAAUACCCGCCGAGCCAGACAAGACGGACAGAGACAGAACUUGACAGACAAGAACAACGCCACCCUCGGCCCCUUGCCCCAAGACCUUGUCCCAGUUAGCAAAAGCAAACACGGCAAAUCCUCCCCGUUGAUCAACCUAUCAACAACGGCCGGGACGUCCAGAACAUUUACACUGGGACCAGGACCAGUUUGUGACAUAUCAUUUCUCUCUGCGAAGCACCUGCACCAGGCACGUCGUACAGCAUUGAGUACUCUUGACCGGUGUUAAUCCUUUUCUCCUCCCUCGCCUCCCUCGCCCUUUCGCCUAGGGAGCAUAUAACCCUCGACACGCGCCAGACGUUCCUUUCCCCCCGCCUGGUCUCGUCUUCAAGAUGUUGUCUCUUCACCCUCAGGACUUCAACUCCAACCCGUGCUACCUGCCCUACCGGUCCUUUGCCGGACCUGCGAUCACAGCCGACCACUCAACCUUUGUGCCUUUCACCAUGGGCGGCGCCGUACAACCCCCGACGCCACAGCACGAGGACCACAUGGAGAUGGACGGCCCCGCAGAGCCCCUCAGCCCGCGCACAUCCCCUGCCCACACAUCAUCCCUCCACCAGUCCCAACAGCAGCGCUCAGCCUCCCCGCGCACCUCGCCAGCCGUCCAGCCGCCCUCCGACUUCGGCAACCUGGACCCGAACACCGUGGCCGAGGCCCUGGAGAUUGCCCGCGACAGCCCGGACGGUGCGCGGGACCCCGUUGUCAGCGGCAUCCUGGAGUCGGCCCUCACCCAGCUGUGGGACCGCGUGACAGCCCAGCCCGAGAGUUACGUCAUGUCCACGGGCGAGUUCGCCGUCUUCAACUUCUACCAGCAGCGGUUCGUCGGCAAUAAGCUUGCCGUCGCCGCAAGGAGGAGGUACUGGGACAACACGCACGCAUGAGCCACAGCCCUACCGCGCAGUUUCAUAUUUCAGGCUCUCUCAAUAGUAUCUCGCACGGUGUUUCGGGUGCCUCUGGGGGGAAUUGUCACGGCUCUCCUCGACUUUGCUCAUCUCGCCCGAUAACAGCCGCUGUCCGUCGGACAGUCUCUCGGCCCGCAGCCCUCCUACGUUGUGGAAGAUAGGGGGGACACUUUUCAUCGGUCAAAGCACGGCCCCCCCGACGCAAAUCCAAUCAGACGCUCACUACCAAUCGCACGGUCUCUGACAGAACGGGAUUUCGACCAGAUCGUUGAGAAAUGACCAGCCAUCUGUCCCACCAUGAACUGGUGGACAUGGAUGGCUCGACAUUCAUCUUCUCAAACGGCUCUGGGAAGCUCUUUCCCCGCCCUGUUCCGCCAUUGCGCCACAAGCACACAAAAGGCUGGCGCUACCCCAACGUCCGUGGAAGCUCUUCACGUCAAGGCGCAAAUAAGAUGUCUUGGCGGCAUUGCAGCUCCCAGGACCGGGUCUAGCAGGCUCGGGCGGCGCAUACGCCAAGCAUGACUACGACCUGCCCGCCUACACAAGGGGCUGCGAUAUCGAGGUCCCGUCCCUGGCCGUUGCGAUUCCGCGGCAAGCCAUAGGAAUCCGCGUCCUCCCGAGCGUCGGAGCGCCGCCUCGCAUGAAAGUGCAUCGCUUCAGCUGAAGUGAUAGUGUGUCUUUGCGCAAAGAGAGAAGCGAGAGAGAGAGAGAGAGAGAGAGAGAGAGAGAGCCGAUGUCUGUACAUUGUUUUACCAAAAGGUAUUUUCUUACUAUUUUAUGAAAGGGAAAGCCCAAGGGGCAUAUACGAUACGGGUCUAGCAUUUCGGAUGGAGUUGGAUUUCGGGCGGGUUUUGCCUUCAUCAUCGCCGCCGCCGCCACCGGCCAACUGUGUUGUCACGGGGCUUGACGGGGUGCACAGAAUUAUAGGGACGGGCCGCCUUGGUCUGGUUUGAAGUGUCGUCUGCUUGUGGUUUCUCCCAGCUUGAGGUCCCGAUAUACCGGGUCCCCAAGCCGGAGUGGGCAUCUUCUUCGCAUUACACACGGAGGGCGUCAAACUUUUUUAGGUUGUUGAUACCCGCGUUUACAGUAUUUGGUAGCGCAACGAAUCUCACAAAGCUUUCAGUCUCGCUUG